AUGGCUAUGGACGAUAUACACAACAUAGUCACUGAUAGCGUACAAGGCAUCCUCACCGAUGACGGCAUCCCCGCUAGCCAGCUCCCAGAUAUCAUCUCCAAUCUCGCUCGAGACGGCCACCUCUCCAACUUUAUCACCAAAGAGACGCUUGAGAAUGUGAAGCACUUUGCCAGCACAGACAGACUCAACGCGACAUAUGUCAGCCUCGAUGGUUUGCUUUCUCUUAUCGACUCUCUUCUCGUGUCCUCGCCAAAACAAGACAGCCUGCUCGAUGAGGAGCCUCUCGACGAAAUAAGCUUUAUACAGAAUAUGGGUGAUAGUCCUGUCACUAAAGAUAAGGCUAAGGACGGCGUUACCCCAAAAAUUAGUCGCACCAACAAAUUCAAAAGACCGAAACCAGCGCGUAAAUUCGUCAGAUCCAACUCGAGCUAUACCGAUACCAGUGACUACUACUCGUCUGACAAUGAUAACGAUUUCGCUCUGCACUCUCCAACCAGCUCGCCGCCCCAGACACCAAAUAUCGACAACAAGGAAAAUCUAAGCGGGUUUGACGGGCUGAUGCUGUCGAAUGCACCCUCUAACAACGCCUUAUCGAAUGACGCUCUGAUACACACCCAGAACCAGAUCAAGGAUCUCGAGAAACGUAACGCGGAUCUCGAGAAAAGGCUCAAGGAAGCUGAACGUUCGUACACGCAGACGACCAGUCAGAACGAAGACUAUAUAUCCAUCAUGGAAGACCAGCUCAAGGAGAAUGAUGCCAAGCUGGAAGCACUCGUGCGCGAUGAGAAAGAUUUGCGAGCAAAGGACCGCCAGAACAUGUUCACUAUCAACAAGCUCGAGCAUGAUAUUGCAACAUACCAGCGUCAGGCUGAGUCCGCGCGUAUCCAGGCUAGUAGUCUGCAGAGCCAAUUGGGGGAUGUGAAUGAUGAAAUCGAUUCCCUCCGAGAUAGCCUCCGCGAUAAGGACAGGGAUGUUCGCGAAGCGCGUAGCAGGGCUGACAAAUACGAGCAUGAAAUGGGCAAAUGGGAGAAUGAGCGGAAGGGGUACGAUGAUGCACUCCAGCGCAUCAAAACACAUCUCGAUGUGGCGAGGAAAUCGGAGCGCGUGCUGGAGGUGCAAAAGACUGAGAAUCUCGGAUUGAAAGAAACAAUAGACAGACUGCGCGGUGAUCUCAGCCAUCAACUCGCCUACAACGGGAGUGGAAGUGGAGGGGCAGACGAGACGGGUGGACAGCUCGGCAGUGUGUCGCGUAAUCUUGGCAAAGAGCUAGCGCGGCAGUUAACAGAAGACGGCGAGCAUGAUAAUCAAAACCCCACUAACGCUCGCACUCGGCAUGAAUUGGGCGAGGGCGAGAUUGAAACUAUCGUUACUACGCGAAGAAGGAAAGUGAAACCAAGUGUGGAAGUGGCCGUUGGAGUUGGCUCGAAGGAGGGCGGUACCGCAGAGCAUCAUGGCUUGGAAGAAGCACAGGCAGACGCAGAACCUGCCAUCGAAUCACCUCCGCCGUACUCCCAGGGCCAGGCUGGAUUUGAGUAUGUUGACGACGUACGCAAGGUGUGUAGCCGCGGAGUGCAAGUAUCUGUAAAUAGUCGGGGUGUCGAUACGCAGACGGAAGUGGACAGUCAAGCGGAAAUUAACGAUGGAAGCAAACGUGCCGAUAAUGAAAAAGAAACGAAAGGGAAAACUAUAUGGAGUAAAUUAUACGCCAUAUUCAAAAUAUCAAGUAGAAAACCAAACGUUAUACCUAUAUACUCCACCAUAGUAUUCCUGUGUGGGAUGAUUGGCGGUGCGUGGAUACUGCCGUCGACGACAAGCUCCGUUGAGUCGCUCAGGACGGUGUCGGGGGUAGAUGAGAGAGCCAUGUUCGUCGCAUACAACACAUUCGAAGGCGCUACUUGGUUCCUAAACACUGAUAAUCGCCUCGUUCACUUUAUUCAGAGCGUCGUGUGGAGCGGCGUAGACACGUCUCAGCUAUUCCCGGCGUAG
Molecule: messenger RNA, 1986 nt
Organism: Wallemia ichthyophaga EXF-994
Lineage: Eukaryota; Fungi; Basidiomycota; Wallemiomycetes; Wallemiales; Wallemiaceae
Exons: 7
Coding region: 1-1986 (661 amino acids)
Source: RefSeq, a predicted model, not a curated record